Molecule: messenger RNA, 617 nt
Organism: Drosophila ficusphila
Lineage: Eukaryota; Metazoa; Arthropoda; Insecta; Diptera; Drosophilidae
Exons: 3
Coding region: 327-617 (96 amino acids)
Cellular component (GO): extracellular region
Molecular function (GO): chitin binding
Source: RefSeq, a predicted model, not a curated record
UCACAAAAAACGCCAAUGAUUGAUAUUACUCAAAUAAGUUCCAGGAAGAAGUUUCUCGGUGAAAGAUUUGCAUUUCCACACAUCCGGAUUGUUGUUCUUGACAACACUCAGAAUUUCCCCAGAAAUUUGCACAUAUCUAAGAGGUCCGUAAACAAAACACACACCUACAUUUAUUGCCGGCAAAACAAAUUAAUAAACGUAGGCAAUAAACAUGAAAUCAUACGAGAUAAACGAUGCUGUAGAUUAAAUACUCCCGGUAUUUAAAUGCCCCUCCAGAGAUUCAAGGUUUCAGUGUGCAAGUGAAGCAAGGUUAAACCGAACCGACAAUGUGGACGAGUCUUAUUUUAUCGCUGCUCCUGGUUCACUGCCUGGUCGCUUUGCCAGCUCCCGAGUCAAAUGAUCUGAAUACGGAAUCCUGGAACGCGGAUGAAGCCUGCCAGGAAGUGGAUAAAUCGGUAAUGAUUGCAAACCAAAACGACUCCACAUGCACCUCAUUUGUUUAUUGCUAUAUAACCAAUGGGUCGCCGAGGGCUCUUGUUAAAAGCUGCAAAAGCGGACAGUACUUUGAUGCCGUAAAUAAAUUCUGCACUAUCAACAAACCGGAAGGAUGUAAAUAA